AUGGAUCAGCUUAAUGGGUCAAAUGGCGCUGGACUGCUGUAUAAACCCCGGCAGUAUCAGUAUGAGAUGUUUGAGGCUAGUUUGAAAGAGAAUAUCAUUGUUGCUAUGGAUACCGGGACGGGGAAGACUCAGAUUGCGCUCUUACGGAUUGCUCAUCAGUUGGAGGGCGGUGGAUCACGGAAGUUGACUUGGUUCCUGACUCCGACUGUGGCCUUGUGUUUUCAGCAGUAUGAGGUGAUCCGCAGUCAUCUCCCCGCUGUGAGAGCCUGUACGAUCACCGGGCUGGAUAAAGUGGAGCGCUGGAAGAGCCAGUAUGUCUGGGAUGAGCUCUUGAAAGACAAACAGGUGGUGGUGUCGACUCAUGCGGUUUUGUUCGACGCCUUAACUCAUGGGUUUGUCCGGAUAUCCCAGCUGGGUCUGCUGAUAUUUGACGAAGCUCAUCAUUGCAUGCGGCGGCAUCCCGCGAACAUGAUUAUGCUUGAUUUCUAUCACCCCGCCUUGCGGAAACACGGCAGAGACAGCGUCCCGUGCAUUUUGGGUCUAACGGCUAGUCCAGUGGUCAGGUCAAAGAGCCAGGAGAUGAAAACUUUAGAGUCGAAUCUCGACUCCAUCUGCAAAACUCCGCAAGUCCACAAAGAAGAACUCACCACGUAUUCCCAUAGACCCGAGUUACUGCCCAUCAUCUUCAAAGCCACAGAUGCAGGGCCUGGCGGCAGGGCUCUGCAAGCCUUGGAGCACGCGUGGGAUGCGGCGGACAGUGACGAGGAUCCAGACGCUAUACUACAGAACGACAGCUUAUCGAACGGGAACGGGGAGUACAAAGCGUUGAUGAUACGAAAAACCCUCUGCAAUGAGCAAAUCAAACGCUUUGUAGACCGCAGCCGUCACAUCUUUGCAGAACUGGGAGAGUGGGCAGCAGACUACUACAUCUGCACGUCCGUAGAGCAGCUGCGCACUACAAUUCGUGAUCAGUCUUUGACCCUGGACUGGGAAGACGAGGAGAGAGCCUACCUUUCAAACUUCUUGUCCAAACUACCAAUCGCGGAGGUCCAGGCCAAACUUGCAGAUCUGAACUACUUCCCGAUGUCACCAAAACUCGCAGCGUUGAUAAACUUCCUUGAAAAAUUCGAUGACCCCGAGUUCUCCGGCUUGAUCUUUGCACAGCAAAGAGUAACUGUGAGCGUCCUCGCCCGCUUACUUUCCCUCCACCCCAAAACCAGGGACCGAUUCCGAUGCGCAGCUUAUGUUGGCAUGUCAAGUAGCAAUUGUCGCCAGGACAUGGUGGGCGACUGGCAUAACGCAAAGAAGCAGCGAGGGACCAUGGACGACUUCCGAAGCGGGCGCAAAAAUCUGAUUGUCACGACAAGUGUCUUAGAAGAAGGUAUCGACGUCACAGCCUGUCGUGUCGUCGUAUGCUUUGACAAGCCCGCUAAUUUGAAAUCCUUCAUCCAACGGCGCGGUCGAGCACGACAGAAAAAGUCAACGUACGCUAUCAUGUUUUCCACAGUGGAUGAGUACGGCGAUUUGCGCAAGUGGCAAAUUCUGGAGCAGGCUAUGGUCGAGGCUUAUCAAGACGAAGAGAGACUGCUCCGUGAGGCAGAAGCGCAAGAGGCAGUCGAUGAAAAUGUGCCAGAGAUGAUCACCGUCGAAGCUACUGGCGCCGUAAUCACACCAGAUUCAGUCGUCACACAUCUUUACCACUUCUGCGCCGUGCUUCCCGAGGAACGGUAUGUUGACAACAGGCCGGAGUUCUCGUUCGAGAAGGAUAGACUUGGCAUGGUGAAAGGCACUGUGAUCCUGCCUAGCUGCGUGCACCCCAAAGUCCGUCGCAUCCAGGGAAAGCUUUGGUGGAAGACUGAGCGUGCAGCGGUUAAAGAAACAGCUUUCCAGGCAUACCGGGCCCUUUAUGAAUUUGGCCUUCUGAACGACCAUCUUCUCCCAUUAACGAAAAACCCGGAGAUGAGGCCGAACGACCAGAUCACUUUGCCCGCGCUAUUAGACGUAUCUGAACAGCAUGAUCCUUGGACAGAGUGGGCAAGCUCGUGGUCAUGUCCGGAUAUACAUCAGAUGCGUAUAAGCUUGGAAAGCAAAGGACACCCAACAGAUGGGCUAAUUAUGAAGCUGAUCGGACCGACAAACUUGCCCCCACUGGCUCCAUUGACUCUUUUCUGGGACCGCGAUACCAUUCUCACAUUGUCAUUCGAUGCCCCGGAGCGUAUUUCGACAGUGACCACCAACUGCAUCGCGAACUUAAGGACAGCCACUGCGCUUUACCUUCAAGCGCCCCGCAGCCGACAGUUGUUGAACAAUGAUGACUUUGUGACCCUAUUUGGGCCUGACAUACCAAGUACUGAGUUGACCGACUGGCUUAUUCAAAACGCAGGGCAUGAAACUGCUCGUGAGGCGUACUCACGGGGCGCUAUGCCCGGUGCAGUGGGAAUAAUCCGGGACCUUUCGCGCUACGACGAGCCGUUCUUCUGCCAUAGGUGGGUCGAGUCCGAAGCUGACUUGAUUGAGAUAGAAUGCAGACCUAUCCCGCGUCGGCGGAACUUCUUGCAUCCGCCAAGUGUAGAUAACGGCCAAGCCGACGCCAUCGUUGGGUCGGAACCUGGUUCUGCUAGGGUGCACAUGGUGGCUGCCAAAAGUUGUACUAUCGGCAAGUUACCGGUGUCCACAGCCAUAUUUGGCUUAUUUAUCCCGCACAUUGUUGACAGACUUGAGAGUACCUUGAUCGCAAACAGGCUGUGCGCAACCAUUCUGUGUGAUGUCGGGUUCGCGGACAUUCAACAUGUUAUCACGGCCAUCACGGCACCCUCGGCGCAAGGAGUGACGAACUAUCAGCGAUAUGAAUUCCUCGGAGACUCAAUCCUGAAGUACCUUGUUUCGUGCCAGCUUUUCUUUCAGAACCCCAACUGGCCGGAAGGUUUUCUCACCGAGGGUCGCACCGCUAUUGUCCAAAACCCCCGGCUCACCAGGGCUGCUCUUGACGCUGGAUUGGAUGCUUUCAUUAUGACAAAGUCGCUCACUCCUCGCCGGUGGAUUGCACCGCUGAUAUCCACAAGUCUAGGGGCUACUCCUGUCAAGCGACAGAUGUCAGCCAAGGUAUUGGCGGACGUUGUCGAGGCACUGAUCGGAGCCGCUUACCUAGACGGUGGCCAUGCCAAAGCUCAGAUAUGCACGCACUGUUUUCUUCCAGAGGUCAAUAGACAGCUCCUGGACAUCCCGUCUAUCUCCUCACAAACAGAGCCUGGACGAACUGCGCGCCACAUCAUAGACAGUGACUUGCAAACACACCUUGGUUACACCUUUACGAACGAGGAUCUCCUGAUCGAGGCUCUCACCCACCCUUCCUGCCAGCACGACCAAUCCACCCAGUCCUAUCAACGAUUAGAGUUCCUCGGCGAUGCCAUUCUCGACAUGGUCAUUGUUCCAGUCAUCUUCCAAUACUCCAACAAAAUCUCACCAGGAGACAUGACACUCAUCAAACAUGCAGUAGUGAAUGCGAACCUGCUCGGUUUCUUCUGCAUGGAGUUCUCCAUUGAACAAGAUAAGACUAAAGUCGAACAGACUCCUGAUGGCCGAUUCGCCGUUAAGUCCGAGACACAGCAAGUCGAGCUGUGGCGCUUCAUGAGAUUCAACAGUCUCGAUCUGCAAACCUCCCGCGAUGCAGCUCUAAACCGUCACCGCAGACUCCGAAACACAAUCCUCGCCGCCCUCUACCACGGCCCCAAUUAUCCCUGGGAACCUCUCUCCCAACUCUACGCAGACAAGUUCUUCUCCGACAUCGUGGAGAGCGUCCUUGGAGCCAUUUUUGUUGACUCCGGCGGGGACCUCUCUGCAUGCGAACGCUUCCUCGAGCGGAUUGGCCUGCUGUCUUAUGUCCGACGCAUUCUGUCAGCUGGAAUCAAUGUGACACACCCUCGAAGCAUCGCACAGCGGCUGUCGAAGGGAGACGCGCUGUUCAAUUUGAGGCGUGUCCUGGAUGAGAAGGGCCGCGCCACGUACCGGUGUACAGUUACUAUGGACGAUGCCCAGAUUGUUCUCGUGGAGGGCUGUCUGUGUGGCGAAGAGGCCGAGGUGAGGGCUGCUAAUGAAACGAUUGAGUUCUUGCAGUGUCGUCAGGAAGUUAUUUGA
Messenger RNA from Aspergillus pseudonomiae, 4134 nucleotides. RefSeq names its product putative RNA helicase/RNAse III. Gene Ontology annotation, cellular component: RISC complex; nucleus; cytoplasm. The transcript has 7 exons. Gene Ontology annotation, biological process: siRNA processing. Bases 1 to 4134 code for a protein of 1377 amino acids. Lineage: Eukaryota; Fungi; Ascomycota; Eurotiomycetes; Eurotiales; Aspergillaceae. The record is from RefSeq and is a predicted model, not a curated record. Gene Ontology annotation, molecular function: RNA binding; ATP binding; ribonuclease III activity.